Molecule: messenger RNA, 819 nt
Organism: Dendrobium catenatum
Lineage: Eukaryota; Viridiplantae; Streptophyta; Magnoliopsida; Asparagales; Orchidaceae
Product: CXXC motif containing zinc binding protein
Exons: 5
Coding region: 148-681 (177 amino acids)
Molecular function (GO): zinc ion binding
Source: RefSeq, a predicted model, not a curated record
AUGCAGUCUGUAAGUGAUUUAACCAAAUUUACGGAGCAGUUCAGUCCGGCCGGAGGACCUUAACUGAGACGUUAGAGGAGGGCAGUUUUUGUAAAUUUCUUUUUCCGUCUAACUCUCCACCUCGCCGGAGCCGAGCCCCGAUUCCAGAUGGUCUAUUACCUGCUCUCCUUUUCGGCGGAGCUGGAGAACCUCACGGAUCUCCAGCCUCGCGGUGGCUGCGACGAUCCAACCUACCCUUACUACUUCAAGGUGAAGUGCGAGAGCUGCGGGGAAGUCAGUGCGAAGGAAACGUGCGUCAUGAUCUCUGAAGAGGUUCCGCUGCCCACUGGCCGGGGAACUGCUCAUCUGGUGCAGAAGUGUAAACUGUGUGGAAGAGAGGGAACCAUACAGAUGAUUACAGGACAGGGUCAGCCAUUGACUCUGGAGCAAAGUCAGAAAGAAGAAUUCGCCAAGUUGAUGAUUUUUGAUAGCAGGGGCUUUGCGCUCACUGAUUUCUCCUUCACUGAUGGUUGGAAAGUUCAAUCUUUGACAGGCACCAUUUUUGACGUUGAUCUAUCUGCUGGCGAGUUUGCAGAGUAUGAUGAGAAGGGGGAAUGCCCUGUUGGAAUAGUCAAUUUGCGAUCCAAAUUUAGCGUGGUGAAGAAGCAUGAGCGCCGUGGAGGAAAAGAUUUCUAUAUCUGAACUAAUGGUGAUACACUGCAACAGAAUUUUGCAAACUGUAUUAAGGCCCAUCUCAUAAACUCUUUAUGAUUUUUUCUUUCCCCAUAAUAUCAGGAUUACCCUAACAUCUUCGUUUAUAACAAGAAUCAUUUUACUGUU